AUGGUUGGUCCACAGUACGACUUACUGGCGAACCCACUCGGCGUCGUCAGAUCCACCUUCGACACCGCCAUAGCCUCCGGUUCCGACCCCACUUCUCUAAACGGCCGCGACUGGGGCGCCAUCAAUCUCUUCCGCCACUUUCUCUCCGACCAAUCACAACUCUCUCAGGUUCCGCUGCUCACCCCAGCUACAAUCAACUACGUCAAGCCCAAUACUCUUGUUCGAUUCCGUGGGAUGAUUCAGGAUAUGCUGGGAAAUGAAUUUUAUGUUGGCACUUUUAAGGAUGGUUCCGUGUGGAGGACUAACAAGUUUUCGGAUUUUUCUCAAUAUCCUAUUCCUUUGGGUUCCUCUGUUGAUAAGCAGAUCUGGGAACGUCGAUUGCUUUACUGUGUUCCGAUUCCGGGACUAAGUCCGUGGGCGGAUUCUACACCAAAAACAGUUGCCAAUCUAUCUAUGGAUCGUACAUCAGAUCAAAGAGAAAAACGGAGGAGAGGAGAUGCCGAGUCAUCUGAUAUGCAUGUUGAGAAUGAUGCCGUUGUUGAGGGCUCUCCGAACAGUAAAAGAAUGAGAGAAGGUGAACACCCUUCCCCUGCCUCUCAAUCUCAGGGUGCUGUACCUGAGAUUGCUGGCUCAUGUACAAGUUUAAUGCCUGGUCUCAAUGGUAGUUGUAUCGUUAAGAUAUAUGAUACACCAGAGUCCGAACUGAGACUGAAUGAUGUUUUUGAGUUUGUGGGUAUCCUUACAUCUGAUCUAGAGCUUCAGGACGACAGUGAAGAUAGGGAUUUAUUGAAUGAAUUUAGUGAAGAUCCCUUGCAUAAUUUCCCACCUAACAAGGUACCACAGCUUCAUUGUCUUAUUCACAGGAAACUUUCGAUUCUGGACUUCCUUCAGAAUACACCUAUUAUAGAGCCAAAACCUGACUUGGUCAAAGGUAUCAGGGAGUCUUUGAUAAAACAUCUCUCAGCUGUUCUAGGCAAUGAUGACGUCGCUGCUCAUUUCAUGUUGUUACAUCUCCUAUCCAAGGUGCAAGCCAGGGUAGAUGCUCUUGCUGUUGGAAAGUUUUCAGUAAAUUUUACCUGUUUUAGCAAAGAAAUUGCGUCUAUAUUCGGAAAGCAACUAAGCUUUGCCAUCAAAAACCUUGUGCCUUUCACACAUUGCAUACCCCUUACAGUGGAAUACUUGAACACUGCUUCUCUUGCUCCGAAAAAGAAUUAUGAUAAAAAUAGAUUAGAAACUGGAGUCUUGCAACUAGCUGAAGGUUCGCAUUUGAUUGUUGAUGAGACACAAUUAGAAGCUGGAACUCUAAAUUCUGUAGGUGUAGAGAAUGCCAGUUUACUGAAAAAUUUAAUGGAGAAUCAAAAGGUGGAUUAUGAUUUCAAGUACUAUAAAAUGGAAAUGGCAACUGAUGUCCAGCUGCUAGUUUUGUCUGAGGGGAAAUCAAAUAUCUUGCCAGCUGAUGUAAUUGUACCUAUCCGACCUUCUGCAACCAAUUGCUCAGAAUCUGUGUCAACAGAAACUUUGGAAGCUUGGAGGUGGUAUUUGGGUACUGUUAGACAAUUGCCACACUGUAUGGAAUCAGGAAUGGAAAAGAUGGUAGAAAGUGAUUUAGUUGACGCAAUACAAGCAGAUAGGAGCUUGAGUAUCCAAGAUUUUAGCAGGUGGUUAACAAUGGGCCGCCUCAUGUCCUUGAGCUAUGGUGAGACCAGCAUGUCACUAGAACAUUGGCAAAUGACCAAGGAAUUGGAGAGACUCCGCAGAGAGAGGUUAAAGUGA
Messenger RNA from Lathyrus sativus (Indian pea), 1773 nucleotides. The record is from the annotation of a GenBank genome assembly. NCBI's taxonomy places the organism in Eukaryota, Viridiplantae, Streptophyta, Magnoliopsida, Fabales, Fabaceae.